AUGCCGAAGUGCUCAAUCCGGAAACUCCAUGAACCAAGGGCACCGGAUAUUGCUGCAGUGGAAUCGGAUGGGAAUUCAAGUGCACCGAAAACUCCAGCUGAACCGGAAGUUACUCCGGAAUUGACCCCAGUGGACCCGGAAGUGGCUUCAAGUGCACCGGAAACUCCAUCUGAACCGGAAGUUACUCCGGAAAUGACUCCAAUGGACCCGGAAGUGGCUUCAAGUGCACCGGAAACUCCAGUUGAACCGGAAGUUACUCCGGAAUUGACCCCAGUGGACCCGGAAGUGGCUUCAAGUGCACCGGAAACUCCAUCUGAACCGGAAGUUACUCCGGAAAUGACCCCAGUGCACCCGGAAAUGGCUUCAAGUGCACCGGAAACUCCAGUGGCACCAGAGGUGACUUUUGCGGCACCCGAAGUGACCGCACCGGCGCUGAAAGCAUCUUCACUUAAACGAGGAGUGACCCAAACGUCAACGGAAGUGACCCCAUUGGCACCGGAAGUGGCUUCAAGUGCACCGAAAGUGACCCAGAUGCCGCCGGUGACACUGGUGGGCUGGUUCAACCUGGGGCACUCCCAGGGGCAGUACCUUGGUUGCCUCGGGGGCCCCCACGGAGGGGGCCACAGUACCGUGGUGGGCAGCUGGACGGGCACCCCCGUCAGGGCUGCCAAUCUCACCUUCACUUGGCAGGCUCCCCAGGCUGAUGUUGGUACCAUUGUUUUCAUUGCCAGUGUCUUGCUCAGUGGCGCCACAGAUUACAAGAUCUUCAAGUCCCAGGAACUGGAGCUCAACUUCUACCCAGUGUCAACCCAGCAGUGUGCCAUCCAGCAGAGCUGCUUCCGCUACUGCCCACCACGCACCCUGGCACUGGCCAGGCGGCGGCCCGAGCCGCGGCCUGGCCGGCGGAUCUCGGGCUGGUGCCCAGCCCACGCUGCCCGCUACUUGGCCACCUUCACCUUCACACCUCCACCACCCCUCCGCCCACCACCCACCACCCUCACUGUUACCCUAGGUGGCCGCCUGACCCACCCAAAGGCCUACCUGGGCCUAGGCUUCAGCAAGGACGUCUCCCGGCUGGUGAACACUGACCUCAGUGUCUGCUACAUCAAUGACAGUUACACUGUGCAGGUUGAACACUAUCUACUGCAUGAUGCUGCAGCCAACCCUCAACUCCAGCACCAGGUUCUAGAGCUGGAGUCCUGGGACCUGGACGGUGACUACUUGUGGUGUACCUUCAGCCGCACUCUAGCUCCUGGGCCCAACAGCACUCUCAACCUUCUAGAACCACACUUCUACUUAUACUUCUGGGGAACCAGGAACGGUUCUACAAUCUUGAUGCCACCAGCGGGACGGAUGCUGCGGUCUCCCAAGAUGAUCUCUGCCUCAGAUAAACCCUUCAACCAGUUGGUUUAUAGUGGAGCUGUUUCAGACAUGCCCCCACUGUUCUCCGUUGCUGUUGUCCUCUCCGUAAUGCUAUGUUAAAG
Cherax quadricarinatus is the source of this 1484-nucleotide messenger RNA. The record is from RefSeq and is a predicted model, not a curated record. Lineage: Eukaryota; Metazoa; Arthropoda; Malacostraca; Decapoda; Parastacidae.